Cyphomyrmex costatus is the source of this 1326-nucleotide messenger RNA. RefSeq names its product mitochondrial chaperone BCS1 (gene Bcs1). The transcript is spliced from 7 exons. The record is from RefSeq and is a predicted model, not a curated record. The coding region runs from base 1 to 1278 and encodes 425 amino acids. Gene Ontology annotation, molecular function: ATP binding; ATP hydrolysis activity. NCBI's taxonomy places the organism in Eukaryota, Metazoa, Arthropoda, Insecta, Hymenoptera, Formicidae.
AUGACACUUCUUGAAUACGUGCAAGCUCUGUCUGAUAAUCCUUACUUUGGUGCUGGCUUUGGCUUGUUUGGCCUUGGAGCCGGAGCUGCCUUGUUGAGGAAAGGCGUUCAGUUUGGAGCUGUAUUAUUUAGACGACAUUAUAUGAUCACUCUGGAAGUGCCAUGCCGUGAUAAGAGUUAUCAGUGGCUUUUGCAAUGGAUCACACAUAAAGGCGCACGAAAGACACAGCAUCUCUCUGUGGAAACCAGCUUCGAACAGAGGGAGACUGGUCAUGUAAAAACCAAAUAUGACUUUAUUCCUAGCAUAGGAACUCACUUUUUCAGAUAUAAGGGCAACUGGAUAAAGGUAGAAAGAACUAGGGAGCAACAGACUUUAGACCUACAUAUGGGCGUACCAUGGGAAACUGUGCAGUUGACGGCGUUUGGCAAAGACAGAAGCAUAUACUUCAAUAUUCUCGAAGAAGCCAGACAAAUGGCUUUGAAGGAACACGAAGGAAAAACUAUAAUGUAUGUUGCCAUGGGGAGUGAAUGGCGGCAAUUUGGACACGCCAGAAAGAGGAGACCGCUGGAAUCGGUGGUCCUAGACACCGGUAUCUCCGAGAGAAUAUUAAAAGAUUGCCGAGAAUUCAUCAAUAAUCCGUCAUGGUAUAGCGAAAGAGGGAUACCAUAUCGCCGGGGCUACUUGUUACACGGACCUCCAGGAUGUGGCAAGUCGUCGUACAUUACUGCGUUGGCCGGGGAAUUGGAACGCGGUAUCUGUGUUUUAAAUUUAUCCGAAAGAGGUCUGACAGAUGACAGACUGAAUCACUUAUUAGCAGUAGCACCGCAGCAAACAAUCAUCCUGCUCGAGGAUAUCGACGCUGCUUUUACCAAUAGGGAAAAUUCUAAAGAAGUUAAGGCAGCAUACGAUGGUCUCAAUAGAGUAACGUUCAGUGGUUUAUUAAACUGUUUGGAUGGUGUGGCUUCUACAGAAGCUAGGAUAUUAUUUAUGACGACUAAUUAUUUGGAUAGAUUAGACCCUGCGCUCGUUAGACCGGGCAGAGUCGAUGUAAAAGAAUACAUCGGGUGGUGCAGUACAAGUCAAGUCGAGCAAAUGUUUUUAAGAUUUUAUAAAGAACCGGACAAAGAUUCUGGCGCACUUGCAAAGGAAUUUGCGAACAGUGUCAUGACCUUCAAGAAAAACGUUAGUCCGGCACAGAUUCAGGGAUACUUUAUGUUCCACAAAAGUAACCCCAACGCGGUCGUAAAUAACGUCUCACAAAUCUGGGAACUCACGUGAUAAAAUAUAAAAAUUGUAGUUGUAAUUCGAAGUAAAGCUACAUGUGAU